CGAUCAGGACAGAGCUAUAAAGUUUGCCGUGACGCUUAUACAUUCAUAUGAAUAUAGAGUUUUGCUACUUCUGACGCAGUCAUGGGUAGCAUGGGGUAUUCAGUAAAACUCUUUAUUUUAUCGCUAUUGUGUCAUCAAUGGCUGUGUAAUGCUGUUAAUAGUGCAAGAUCACUUGAAGUGGCUGAUGUGCUCUCAUGGGAGGGUGUGCCUGACUCCAUUUUUGAAGGUUUGUUGGGUGGUGAGCUUCAGAAUGAUGAAUUCCCUAAAGAUACAAGUGUGCAAAACGUGUCAAACCUGGAUGCAGAUGUUAUGGAAUCUGCUUUAAAUUUGCAUGGGAACUUGAGCCUAGAUGUUGCUGAAACAAACUUAACCUUGCCUGGAAACUUCAGCCAAGAUGAUGCUGCAGAGUUCAACUCUACUCUGCAUGGUAACUUCAGCCUUGAUGCAGAUUCAAAGUCUACUUUGCCAGGAAACCUCAGCCUAGAUGCUUCUGCACAAUACAACUCCACUCUGCAGGGAAACUUCAGCCUAGAUGAUGCUGCAGAAUCCAAUUCCACCUUGUAUGGUAACUUCAGCCUUGAAGCUUCUGCAGAAUUAAACUCCACCCGACAGGGAAACUUCACCCUAGAUGCUGCAGAAUCCAAUUCCACUCUGCCUGGAAACUUCAGCCUAGCUGAUGCUGCAGAAUCUAACUCCACCCUGCAAGGUAACUUCAGCCUAGGUGAUGCUAAAGAAUCCAAUUCCCCUCCACCUCUAAACUUCAGCCUAGACGCUGCAGAAUCCAACUCCACCCUGCAAGGGUAA
Molecule: messenger RNA, 804 nt
Organism: Danio rerio (zebrafish)
Lineage: Eukaryota; Metazoa; Chordata; Actinopteri; Cypriniformes; Danionidae
Source: RefSeq, a predicted model, not a curated record